Messenger RNA from Argiope bruennichi, 525 nucleotides. RefSeq lists its product as uncharacterized. The record is from RefSeq and is a predicted model, not a curated record. The transcript is spliced from 2 exons. Bases 1 to 525 code for a protein of 174 amino acids. Gene Ontology annotation, molecular function: nucleic acid binding. Gene Ontology annotation, biological process: DNA integration. NCBI's taxonomy places the organism in Eukaryota, Metazoa, Arthropoda, Arachnida, Araneae, Araneidae.
AUGUAUGACGCCGUCAAAAAAGAAUUUCAGUUCAUGAUGGACCAAGGCAUAUGCCGACCAUCAAAAUCACCUUGGUCAUCUCCCCUUCAUGUCGUUACCAAAAGCUCGGGCAGCAUUCGUCCUAUGGGUGACUAUAGGAGAUUGAAUGCCUACCAAUCGCAGAGGUUCGAACAUGUGCACCUGGACCUUGUUGGCCCUCUACCUCCUUCUCAAGGAAACUAUUAUUGUUUAACAAUGAUAGAUAGGUUCACGAGAUGGCCAGAAGCCGUACCAAUUCCAGACAUGACAGCACAGACAGUUGCUCAAAAAUUUUUUAAGCACUGGAUAGCCAGAUUUGGUUGUCCUGUAAGAAUCACUACUGACCAAGGCAGACAGUUUGAGAGUGACUUAUUCCGUGCUCUCUCUCAACUACUAGGAAUUAAAAGGAUAAGAUCUUCUCCUUAUCAUCCUCAGGCCAAUGGCCUGAUCGAAGAGUUCCACCGUCCAUUAAAGGAAGCUUUGAGAGCCUACAACACAGAUCAAUAG